Molecule: messenger RNA, 5911 nt
Organism: Astyanax mexicanus (Mexican tetra)
Lineage: Eukaryota; Metazoa; Chordata; Actinopteri; Characiformes; Acestrorhamphidae
Product: M-phase phosphoprotein 8-like
Exons: 6
Coding region: 432-1694 (420 amino acids)
Biological process (GO): negative regulation of transcription by RNA polymerase II
Cellular component (GO): PRC1 complex
Source: RefSeq, a predicted model, not a curated record
GCAGAUUUUAAAACUCUGAAGCUGCGAGCGAUUCCAGAACAUACUCGAACAACAUAAAGAGAGAAAGGAAGAAAGAAAAAGCGAGAGAGGGAGCGAGAGAGAGAAAGAGGGAGGGAGAGGGAAGGAGAGAGAGCGAGAGAGUGAGGGCGAGAGAGUAAGCGAUAGAAAGACACUGAGGGAGAGAGAUAGAGUAAGAGAGCGGUAGAAGUAGAGUGAGGGAGAGAGAGAGAGAGUGAGGGAGAAAGCAAGAGCGGGUAAAAGAGAGAUAGAGAGAGGGAGGUAAGUGAGAGAGAGAGAGUGUGCGAUAGAGGGAGAGUGAGGAAGAGAGAGGGAGAGAGUGGAGGAGAGAGUCAGAGAGAGGAGAGGGAGAGCAGCAGUGAGUGAGGGAACGGUAGUGCGCGCGGCGCUGCUGUGCUGCUGAGCGGGAGCGGAUGGAGCUGUCCUCGCUGGGUGAGCGCGUGUUCGCGGUGGAGUCCAUCACUAAGAAGAGAGUGAGGAAGGGAAAUGUGGAGUAUCUGUUGAAGUGGCAGGGAUGGUCCCCUAAGUACAGUACAUGGGAGCCGGAGGACAACAUACUGGAUCCUCGACUCGUUCUUGCCUUUGAGGAGAAGGAGGAGCGGGACAGGGCUCAGGCCCACAGGAGGAAAGGCCUAAGGCCACGGAGACUCAUCUUACGGAACAUUUACGCCAUGGAGCUCCGAAGCGCUCACAAAGGUCCAGUAAAACCACCCCCCAGAAUCCGCCUUUCCCUAGCCCGCUCGGUGGGGGCGGAGCUAGAGCACAGUGGGCGGCGCUUCAGGGCGAAGGUAGGCGGAGUCUUUCACCAUCGGCAAGAAAAGCGCAAAAGCAGGCAGUGCGCAUUCAAGCGGCCAAACUAUGCCGAAAAUCCACGGCAACGACCUCCGACCCAUAAGAAAGACUCUGCAGAGGAGGAGGAGGAGGAUGAGGAAGAGGAGGAGGAGGAGGAAGAGUGGGAAGAGAAAGAGCGGGAGAUGAGAAAGAGGAGGAAGACAGAAAAGGACGACGAGAAAACAACAGACAUGCGUCAUGACAUUGCAAGCGUCAAAAAGAUGGCAGUAGACCACGCCUCCUCGAUGGAACAGGAAGCUGUCGUCAUGGCCAACCAAUCAGACCACUGCGUUUCAUCAGAUGAAAGCGGGGACCAGCCAACCAAGCCUUUCCACUCUGACAGCAGCAGUUUAGUUCAGAGACUCACAGACCAAUCAGCCAUCAGCACAAUCACAGACACACACGAGCAGGAGCCAAUCACAGACAGGUCAGGGGGCGGGGCCUAUGUUCUGACAUCAGACGAUGAGACCAAGUCUGACCAAUCACUGAUCAGCAGUACAGAAUCGGUUUCUUUGCUGAAAGGAGCGGGUUCGAUUGACAGGGUCCAGAGACGAGCGUCGGUGAUACAGUUGAUUGACAGCUGUGUGCAGGGUCAGGUGAGGGGGGCGGGUCAGGCUGACGGGUCAGUGGACGAACCGGAGAGGGGGACGGACAAGGACGAGGUCACGGCCGAGUGCACAACUACUUUACAGCUGAGCGCUGAGGUCACAACGAAGGCCGAUGACGACACACUGCAUCCUGGGAAGGUGAUUGUGACGGACGUGACCAUUAACUCUCUGACCGUGACUUUUAAAGAGGCCAUGACUGCCGAGGGGUUCUUCAGCGGGUACGGCCUGCAGGUCUGAGGGACAGUGAGAGGGAGGAAACCGGCCACAGGUUUACAGCUACUAGAGGAACACUUCAACUCCAACUGCUAGCAUGACUACCAGAUACCAGAUAGGGAGAAGUUAAAGCGUUAAAAUACAGUCAUAUGAAAAAGUUUGGGCACCCCUAUUAAUCUUAAUCAUUUUUAGUUCUAAAUAUUUGGGUGUUUGCAACAGCCAUUUCAGUUUGAUAUAUCUAAUAACUGAUGGACACAGUAAUAUUUCAGGAUUGAAAUGAGGUUUAUUGUACUAACAGAAAAUGUGCAAUAUGCAUUAAACCAAAAUUUGACCAGUGCAAAAGUAUAUGCACCCUUAUCAUUUCAUUGAUUUGAAUACUCCUAACUACUUUUUACUGACUUACUGAAGCACAAAAUUGGUUUGGUAACCUUAUUGAGCUUUGAACUUCAUAGCCAGGUGUAUCCAAUCAUGAGAAAAGGUAUUUAAGGUGGCCAAUUGCAAGUUGAGUGGCAUCAUAGGCUCAUCAAAACAACUCUCAAAUGAUCUAAAAACAAAGAUUGUUCAACAUAGUUGUUCAGGGGAAGGAGACAAAAAGUUGUCUCAGAGAUUUAACCUGUCAGUUUCCACUGUGAGGAACAUAGUAAGGAAAUGGAAGACCACAGGGACAGUUCUUGUUAAGCCCAGAAGUGGCAGGCCAAGAAAAAUAUCAGAAAGGCAGAGAAGAAGAAUGGUGAGAACAGUCAAGGACAAUCCACAGACCACCUCCAAAGAGCUGCAGCAUCAUCUUGCUGCAGAUGGUGUCACUGUGCAUCGCUCAACAAUACAGCGCACUUUACACAAGGAGAAGCUGUAUAGGAGAGUGAUGCAAAAGAAGCCAUUUCUGCAAGCACACCACAAACCUCAUUUCAAUCCUGAAAUAUUACUGUGUCCAUCAGUUAUUAGAUAUAUCAAACUGAAAUGGCUGUUGCAAACACCCAAAUAUUUAGAACUAAAAAUGUUUAAGAUUAAUAGGGGUGCCCAAACUUUUUCAUAUGACAGUACUUACGAUAACAAUUAUAAGAUUACUACUGGUCCGCAAGUUCUUGUGUAAAUCUCUUGAGUUUAGCUUUAAGGAACCAGAUUAUUCAACAAUCAACUUUUGAUCAUUUUCCGUCCACAACAGCUGCAGUCGAUCAACUGUGGAACAGUGUGUUCACACUACAGGUUAUGUGUGGGCAAGAACUUGACGAUACAAUAUGAUAUUGUGAUACUGUUAACAGGGCAAAACUAUAAUUGUAUAAAAAUAUCACAUUCACGAAAUUGGAAUAAAAAGACUAAGUUUACUUUUUUUGCAGGCCUAACAGUGGGAUCUAAAGACAGAUUUAAAUAGAUCUAAAAUCUAUGUAGUGGGCGGGGUUAACCCAACGACUUCUUUGCAGUCUGACUGACCCAUACACUAUAUAUAUUCAGUGUUUACAUUUUACAAGAUAGUGCUGGAGCUACAAUGCUAUUGUUGCUAAUAAACAAUAAAGAAAAGUCAACUUUUCAUCCAGGUCUUCAUUAGGGUGGUACUGAUUCCCAAUAAGGUGCAGGUUUUCAUUCCAGCCAAUUAGAAGCACAUAUUAUCAUCAGUUGUUUGGCGACUGCUGGACUAGGCAGAUCCAGUUUUGCACAGUGAUCUAGAUUUAAAAGAAAAACAGCACUUAAAAGUGAGGCAUCAUGGGGACAAUCCAAUUUAAGCAAAUAUGUGUAUAUAAACACAUACACAAAGUGAUUUGCAAUAUCAAUAAUACCACCUGCCUAAUAUUUAAUAGAUUUUCCGAUCUGAGCUGGCACUAAAGCCUGCUGUGCACUGUGAAUUUUAGCAUGAUUUUAAGCUCAAUCUGGUCGUGCUGAUCGGGCCCAAUUUUAGCUUCAUCGUGUGUCGUUUAAUGCGCAGUGUGAGAGGGGAACUAUGUCCAAUAAACUGCCCAAACGAGCUGCGAUUAAGGAGUCUGAGGUGAGGAGGGAUUUCUGAUAUUUCAAAAUAUUUGGUAGAUUUUUUAAAGUCAAGACCUGUUUUCCCAAAAUUCACUGCAAAUAUAUUCAAAAAAGCCUUUCUUGUGGAGUGAUGACCUUUCUCAUAUGGGUAUCUUGCGUCUGGAUAUAUGGAGAAACCUUUUUGAGGAGAUCCUAAAAUCCUCAAAUAAAUGAACAGCUCUAAUAAUAUGGAGAAACACAUUGUCUCAGCCAUGUAUCUUCUUUUUUACAUGGAAUUUUAGAGCACAACAGGGCACAAGUUAGCAAAGCUAUGCUCUUUUUCAAAAUUUUGCAUUCUGGUGAACCGAGCGCUUGUGUCACGUCUUAGCCCUGUCUCAUGUCUCUGUGUGUCUUCCCCACGUGACCUGUGCCUCUCUGUGUCUCCUGUCAGUAGAUUUCAACCAUGUGUUUCUCAUUUGUAGCUCCGCCCCUUCCCCAGGUGUUUCCAAUUCUAGUGUGUUUUAUGUUACUAUAAAUAGCCCUCCUCUGCCACCUUGUCCUCCGUCGGUCUUUGCACCUUCCCCUGUUGUUUUGUCUCUCUAUUGUUUCACCGCGUUUCAUAGCCCAAGUCCUUGCUCUGUGUUUACCUCUGUUUAUCUCGUGUAUAUUUCUGGUUUCCUGUUUAUUUCCAUUGUUUUCUCCUUUGCCCUGCUUAGUUUAGUUCUCCUUGUCUAGUUUAGUUUCUUGUUUAGCUCUAUGUUCCCUGUAUAUAACCUUAGUCAUUUGUUUCUCGUUUAUUUCUUGUUUUCACGUUUAUAGUUUAUUUCCUUAUUUAUUUUCUAGUUUAUUUCCCAUAUAUAUAUAUAUUCCCUGUUUGUUUAUUAUUAUCAUCGCUCGUUUGUUAUUGGUUAUUUGUGUUUCUUUGUUUCAUGUUUACUUGUUCCUCGUUUCUAUGUUUCUUUGUUAUUUAAUUAAUAAAUUAUUUGUUUAUUUCGCCCUUACCUGCACUUGUGUCCGCUUUCCUCGUCUACCUGCCUGGGUCACUCCGUGACAGCUUGUAUGCAGAUAGAGCUCUGUCAGUCGGACUAUACAGUGUGCACAUAUGAACCGCAGGAGUAGUUUGUACAUGACAAACAAUUUAAACUAUUCAAACUGGCUUAAGAAAAGAUGCCAGCAGCAGAUCAAUUUAAUUUCUGUUGUAGGCGAAGCCUUUAUAAGCAUCAUUGAGUCUUGAGCGCCCAUGCCCCUGGUGCUCUUCACCUUACUGUUCUGGUCCAGUCGUCUAAAACCUCACAGUUUGGUUCUUGUCAAAGAGUCUUCACUUUUUCCUGCUCUUCCACUCUAAUACAGGAGCAACUGAAAUCAGAUCAUCAUUUCCUACUCCUGUCAGUGGUUUAAAUGUUAUGGCUGAUCGAUGCAUAUGCUGGAUGUGUAUAUAUAAACUGUAGAAUAAAACUGUAGAAAACCACAUAUCAUAUAUAAUAUUUGACGUUUACCAGCAUGUAAUAACAGAAAUGAGAAAUGAGCAUGUAAUAACAGAAAUGCCUACAGACCAACUCCAGUGUUUAUUAGCAACAUUAGCAUAGCACCUCCUGUUUUAAACUAAGAAAGCACAUUUCCGAUGCAAAACCAUGUCUUGACUGACUGCACCUGGGGUCACUAAUCAAUCAUGAUACUUUAGUUUCUCACCUGAUUCAACUGGUUCUGAAAAGACUAUUAUACCAAAGAACAGGCAGGUUGAAACACAGCCAAUCAGAUGCUUUUCUGCUUAUAACAUCACUGCGGUUAAUUGGUUAACUGUGGGUAACCAUCAGCCGCAAAGGAUACAUCAGCUGCGUCCUAAAAAACUAUCUAAACAUUAACUGCUUUUCAAUUAAGGAGUUAACAGUUAUGGCAGGACUUUUAUCCUUUAAGGGCAUUCUAGACAGGUCUUAUAUUUGCAUAAACAUGACAUCAAUUUCUUAAAUCCCCUCUGAACACAAUUUUAUUUAAAAAUGACCAAAAUACUCUCUUGGGUGUGGUCAUAAUAUUCUAUUAAACAUGCGUGACUGACAGCUGUCCAACACUGACAAACGAAUGCUUGUUCAUAUUACCAUGGCAACACCAGCUUGCUUGUUCCGGUUGCUCAGACUAGAAGAAAGCGUGGAGCUGUUAGCAUUGUGAUUGGUCAAGUUUCUGCUAAUGUCAGCCUGAACCUAUUUUAGACCGCCCAUUCUACAUCCAGAAGAGUUAUAGUGAUGAAAUAUAGCAUUUUAUAAAUUUAUCAGAUUUUGGAAAUAUGUAAGUAUGCUGUUCAUUUACAU